AUGCAUUUUAGGUGUUUGAAGCGGAAGUAUCGGCCUGAGCAACAUAUAGUCCAUAAAUGGAAAGAGGCGUUGACUUGUGUCUCCGGUAAGAUUGGAUUGACGUUCGAUGAUAAAAGCUUAACAGAGAGCGAAUUUAUUGGAAAUCUCGUCAAGGACAUCUUGAUAUUGCUACAAGCCAUUCCCUUGGAGCAAGCCGGAAAUUGUCUUGUUAAAAAACUCCCAGUAAAAGGAGAAACUUCUGCAAUGAAAACGGAUUCUUCCAUAUCCUCCAAGGCUCAAAAAGGAAACGUAGAACGUCCACCUGAAGCUAAGACCAAAAGUUUCACUGGAAGCAACUCUUUAGCUCCUCGUGCAGCCAUUGCCUCGGGACAGGGUCCAACCCCGACAGAAACAGGCCGUAUCACACUUAAGAUUCCCCGCGAGCCUUCAAAGAAAUGCCACGACUUUGGAUAUGGGCCUCGUCCAACAUCGUGA
This is a messenger RNA of Eruca vesicaria subsp. sativa (arugula), 474 nucleotides long. Lineage: Eukaryota; Viridiplantae; Streptophyta; Magnoliopsida; Brassicales; Brassicaceae. The record is from the annotation of a GenBank genome assembly.